AUGUACUCGGAUCAUAUCCCGGAUGAUAGCAUCACUGCCUCAUCUUGGCUUAGCUCCAAACAUCUGCCAUAUUUCGGAAGACUGGACAGGAACAUUGGUCACGGAGCGUGGUGCAGUGCACCGAAUGACGUCCAGCCCUAUUUGGAAAUUGACCUUGAAAUCGAACACAUGAUCACUGGUGUUAUUACCCAGGGUAAACAUCGGUUGUCCUCCGAUCAGCUCGGAUUUGCUUGGGUUACAGAGUUCUUUCUGUCUUAUACUACCAACCAGAAAAACUGGACAUUUGUUAAAGAUGUAAAAACCAGUCAACCUAUUAAAUUUCUUGGCAAUGAUGCAGUUAACUGGAGGAAAAAAACCAAACUUCUCGGGUUCACUGGCCGCCUUGUUCGCUUUCACCCUGAGAAGUGGAAUAACUUGCCGUGUCUUCGGGUGGAGCUCUUGGGAACUAAAGUUUGUUCCGCUCCUUUGGGGAUGAAAUCAGGAGAAAUUAGCAACUCGGCCAUCAGAUACUCCAGUUCGACGUCAGAUCACGAGGGCUAUCAUGCAAGGCUUAAAAAUAGUCAUGAUUGGAUUCCACAAAAUGCCGAUAAACACGCCUUCCUUAAGAUUGAUUUUGGGUCAUACAAACAGCGUCUUACGGCACUGGCCAUACAAUCUGGGAGUGGUGGCUUUGUCACCAAAUUCAAAUUGUCAUAUAGUGUGGAGGGCUGGUCAUGGAGGCACUGGAUCGAAGACGCUCGCGAGAAAUUUUUUUCCGGAACUGAAAACAGAGUAAGCAUCAGGAGAUUUCUGUUGCCGUAUCCUGUAGAAGCGCGCUACUUACUGAUAAACCUUCUAGCUUAUGUCGGAAAUAGAGCCACUCGUAUUGAAGUCUAUGGAUGUACAGGGGAUUAUUCUGCAUCUAAGGUGGGAAUUCAGAGCAUUGACAAGAUUGCAAAUUCUUCUAUGACCGCCUCAAGCUGGAAACCUGGUUACUACCCUUAUGCAGCGAGGUUGUCCAAGUCGAUUGGGAAUGGUUCUUGGUGUGCGGCUGCCACCAAACAAGAUGAAUAUCUACAGGUGGAUCUAGGGAAGCAAUACAGCUUGGUCAAAAUAGGGGUGCAAGGUGACACUGCAUGGGGCUCAGGAAUGAAACAGUUCUACAUUGCUUACUCCAGAAAUGGAGGAAUGUGGACUAAUUACAUGAUACACGGAGCGAGAAAGCUAUUUGAAGGUGUUAGCGGUGACUCGGUACGUCGAACAGUUUUUGAACGAACUUUCGUCGCGAAGAUGAUCAGGGUUAUCGUAAACAGUUGGUACAGUUGGCCGUGUCUGAGAAUGGAGUUGUAUCACACAGAUUGUAAGAACAACCUGAGCUUUAGUCUUAAAGAAGCCAAAAAUGGAGGAUACACAGCAUCGAGUUUCCUUGGACCUGGUUUUGAGCCGUGGCGUGGAAGCAUCCUCACUUCAAGCAAACAACAUGGCUGGUGCGCAGAAAACAGUUCAACUCCAGACUAUUUGCAAAUUGAUCUGAGAGUUCUUAAUCGCGUCACUGGAGUUUUGACCAGAGGAAUCGUUGCAGGGGUUUUAGAGAAGGAAGCUUGGGUGAAACAAUACACAGUUCAACACAGCAUACUAGGGGAUCACUGGAUUAAUCACAAGGAGGAAGGAGUCGUCAAGACAUUUGAUGCAAACGCAGAUGCAGUUUUUUCAAAGAGCCAGGUCACCAACUUCUACGCCCGUUUUGUUCGAGUAAUUCCUAAACAGUGGCAUUUCAGACCAUGCAUGAAAGUGGAACUUCAAGGCUGCGAAGAGUGUUCAUCUCCAUUGGGAAUGGAGCAUGGUGAGAUCGCUGGCGACCGAAUAAAAACAUCAAUGCCCAUCUCAAGUAAUACUAAUGCCCGACUACGCUGUAGCCGAUAUAGUUUUUUGGGUAGUUCCCAAUGGGAGCCAUUCAUUCAAGUUGACUUAGGGCCGGAAAAUAAACGACUGACAGCUUUUGCUAUGCAAGGAAGGGAUUAUACUUACAAUACUUGGGCCGUCUACGUGAAAUAUGCAGUUGGGGAUGGGUCAGAAUGGUUCAAUUACACGAAAAAUGGAGAGACAGAAAUAUUUGAAAGAGACCAACACAUGGACAUGAUGACCAAACAUUUCUUCAAACGCACCUUGACGACUCGCUUCAUUCGUGUUCUUCCACUCACGUGGUCUCAUGAUGUUGGCCUUAGAAUUGAAUUGUACGGUUGUCCAGUAUGCGAAAACCCCCUCGGCAUUGAAGGUGGUCUUCACAACGUGACUGCAUCCUCCUUCAGAGGAGCUGGGCACGAACCUUGUUGGGGACGACUCAACUCUGCAGGCAUUUGGCGCCCUUACACCAACCAAAUAUACGAAUUCCUUCAUGUGCGCUUUGAUCACGUGAUGGCCAUAAUAGGUAUUGCCACUCAGGGUUAUAGUGCCUCUUGUGGACGAGUUAAGAGAUUCUGGCUGUACCAUAGUUUGGACGGAAUGCGAUUUGAAUUAUACAACGAUCCUAUAAUGGGAGACGUAAGUGGAGCAGGCCUGUUUGUUCAAUAA
This is a messenger RNA of Stylophora pistillata, 2550 nucleotides long. RefSeq lists its product as uncharacterized. Gene Ontology annotation, cellular component: membrane. Lineage: Eukaryota; Metazoa; Cnidaria; Anthozoa; Scleractinia; Pocilloporidae. Gene Ontology annotation, molecular function: protein binding; calcium ion binding. The record is from RefSeq and is a predicted model, not a curated record.